Babjeviella inositovora NRRL Y-12698 is the source of this 2359-nucleotide messenger RNA. RefSeq lists its product as uncharacterized. Lineage: Eukaryota; Fungi; Ascomycota; Pichiomycetes; Serinales. The coding region runs from base 89 to 2242 and encodes 717 amino acids. The record is from RefSeq and is a predicted model, not a curated record. The transcript has a single exon. Gene Ontology annotation, cellular component: site of double-strand break; nucleus. Gene Ontology annotation, biological process: double-strand break repair.
GUGAAAGUUUGAUCCCGGUACUAACUAUCAUCCAAGACCCGGACAAUUCUCAGAGAAAUGCAUCUUGAUCUCAAAAAGCAAUAACAGUAUGUCCUCUCCCCCGACCAGCGACGAGCUCAUCCUCAGCUCGCAAUCACACCCACUUAAGCACUCGUGGGUAAAGGAGUUUCGAGUACUCUACACCACCGACGUGAAGCAAAAGUUGAAGAAAUGGCACGACGGGACGUUGCGAUUCUUUGACCUAAACAAAAAAGUACAGGUUUUAAGCGAAAGUGGUGUGGUUAUCAAAACCGAUUUCUUAAAGGACGCUGGGGUCUUGGACGCUGGCGAGGACUUUUCCAUAUCCGGCGGACUUAUGGUAAACGUGGAAGAACUUACAAGCGAAUAUGAGCGUGACAUCUCCAAUCUCUACAAGAAAUCCGAUAAACGGUAUACGCAGCUUCCGUCCCAGGUUAAAUCAGCACAGGUGCUGUUACCCAGUACUGGCCCUGCCGUUAAGAGGAUAAAGUACUCCAAUACGUCUCAGCUUAAGAUUAGUCCCCACGUUAUCCCUUUAUCGCAAACACUGCCUACUACUCAGAGACAGAGACACAUAGGAUUGAGGAAGAGGAAAGUACCGGCGCUUGUACAAACGCCCGCGAUCCCCGCAGUAGCCCUGGCGGUACUUACCACGCCUCUUAAAAAACACACGGAGAAACAUCAUAUAGCUGUUGAUGCGUUGGUUAACCUUACUGGUGACGCCACAGAGGUACUGAGACCCAAAAAGAGUGUCUCGGCGAGGUUAGUAAACCAUGACCUACACAAUGGUGCGCCCACGUUUACCAAAAUUGACCAUUCUGGCAUAGAAACUAAGAAGCCUUAUACCAAGUACACUCGACCAAAUACCCAAACAUUAUGCAUUCGGAUCCCGCCUCGUUCCAAUAAUCUCUAUGCGCGGUUUCCCGUAAAAAUUGAUGACCCCAACACCCAGAACUCUUCCCUAGAACACGACAAGGCGACAGGCGAAGGGAAUCAGCGCACAAAGGCCAUGCGUUUUACUCCCGACGAACCGGUACCGAAGAAGAUACCGUCAAAAAAGAGACCUAAGGGUAUUUUAGAAACUGAGGAGAACGAUACCCAACUGCAGCCACUUCUAAGACCCGCCCCAGAGAGAGAUGACAUCGAGAGUGAUAACUUGAAACUCUUAAAGAGCCGGGGAACCACUUCUGCUGCCCUCGAGACUGGUGAUCUUGUUUUUGUCCCCAAGUUUUCCCAGUCUACCGCUCAAGUUAAAGUAUCGUCUAAGAAGCCCAGGAAAGGAAAAACACUUGAGCUCGAGCCUCAGCACCGUUUAGAGUGCUUAUCAGACAUGGAAGAAGAUGAGAAGUUUGACCAGGAGCUCGAAAGGCUACAGGGUAGUUUUGUAUGCUACAGCAGUGACAACGGACUUGAUCCAGAGUUUGGCGAACCGGAGCGAUUCAACGUAGUAAUCCCCAAGUACUUCUCUAGGGCUGCUCAAGACAAGGGGGAAGGUCCCAAACUCCUGGUCCCAAAAGUUACUGGCCGGAUGAAGGCUCUUCCUGAUCCGAUUCCCUUAUUUGUUCCUGAAGACGACGAUAGUAUAGACAAGGUAACAGCUCCGACCCAAACAAAUAGUACCCCUCUGUAUAGAAUUCUGGGUAUUCCGUCUCUACCACUGGAUAAGGAUAACCACUCGUCUCCAAAAGCUGCAUUCUCAAAGUUGCCUCCCUCGAAGUUUUUUUCCCGAAAGCUUUUCCCGCCUGUCCCUGUAAAAACAGGGAUCGAAGAUAUCUCUCUUGAUUUGUUGAUCAAGGACUUGUCUUCAACAUUCGGAGAUAUAGAAACCGAACCUGCUCAUAUCUCUCCCCAAGUGUUGCAAUCCCCGAGAGUGGAAAAUACAACCUCUCUUUUAGGACCUAAAAAGCGUGGCGUACCGAUCUCUGAAACUAUAAAGAGAAUUCUCCCACGUCCCAGUACCCAUCCUCCUCUACAUGGCAGAAUUGUCUCGAAGUUGGACGCGCCUUUCAAAGCACACAAAAGUGUUGUCGUCAACCCCCUGGAAGAAGAAGAAGUAGUUGAGUAUUCUGAUAAUGACAUAGCCUGCCAGAGCCAGAACUCCCCUACCAAGCCAGAUUCACGCUUCACCCAGACCCGAACCUUUGAUUACGGUAAUGGCCGAAAGGUUGACCUAGCUCUUUCACGUAAAUUGAUUCAACGCGAAGAGCCUGACAGCGAUAUGUGAUGGGGCUUAUAAGUGCACCCAAUUUACGUUGGGGGUUUCCCGGAAUAGGUCGAAUUAAAUGCGGCUAGCUGUAUACGAGAUUAAAGAAGAAACCGUUAAAUUCAGUUUGAUUCUAAA